Messenger RNA from Synchiropus splendidus (mandarinfish), 1952 nucleotides. Its product is annotated as transmembrane protein 144-like. Bases 588 to 1766 code for a protein of 392 amino acids. The transcript is spliced from 12 exons. Gene Ontology annotation, cellular component: membrane. Gene Ontology annotation, molecular function: carbohydrate transmembrane transporter activity. The record is from RefSeq and is a predicted model, not a curated record. NCBI's taxonomy places the organism in Eukaryota, Metazoa, Chordata, Actinopteri, Syngnathiformes, Callionymidae. Gene Ontology annotation, biological process: carbohydrate transmembrane transport.
UUCGAGUGAACUUAAGUUAAGUUUUGUUUUUCAUUUCAGAUACGAAUGUGUCCUGCUGAAUUACUUACUCACCAUGAAGCAGGUUGAACCUCCGACUCACGGCCGGUGAAGUCCGGUUCAGUUCGAGCACUCGGUCCAGGUGGAAGGCGAACACUUCACUGAUGUCCACGGGGCUCCCGAUGAGCCCACACUGGCCCGCACAGACCCGGGUCUUCUCCGUGACGCUCCGAUUCCUGGUCUCGCCUUCGAAGAGCAGAAACGGACGCGACUGUCCUCCAGAAACUUCCAUGACGCGCGCCACUUUGGACUCCGCCAGGAAGCGCAGGGUUCGGACGUCCUGCGCGCUGAACCACGGCGGAGCUUUGCGACUGUAGAUUCGGAUCGCGCUCACAGCAGAGUCCCCGAGUGACCUGGAAUCAUUGAUCAAGGCGGGGUGAUGAUCCACUGUCCUCCAGGAGGCGGAGGACCGCGUGGUUUUUUGCGUAAAAGGCGCGUCCCCGGGAGCGUUUCUUCGCGCUUUCCGCCUCAAUUUGGGUCUGACUGUGGCCCGGAUUUUCGCAGGCUUGAGCCGCUUGGAUCUGAGAGUGAUGUACACCACGUUGGACCGGGUCGGAACCACAGCUCCGGUGUCUAUGCCCUGCUGGUUGGAGGAGUCCCCGUUAUCAAGGACGUGUGUUCAAGAUGACCACUUCCCAGAGGAGCACGAGACCUUGGACUUCAGCUCCACCAACAUGACUCACUUCACUUAUGGAAUCACUGCGAACGUGGUGGCGGUGCUGCUGUACGGGAGCAACUUUGUGCCGGUGAAGAAGAUCGAGACAGGAGAUGGAAUGUUCUUCCAGUGGGUGACCUGCGCCGCCAUCUGGCUCGUGUCCAUGAUCGGAGACUUGAUGCUUCAGUCGCCCAAGUUCCAUCCGUUUGCGAUGCUGGGCGGCGUGAUCUGGUCCACAGCAAACGUUGCGGCGGUUCCGAUCAUCAAAGCCAUCGGUCUAGGACUUGGUGUUUUGCUGUGGGGCUCCACCAGUCUGCUGACAGGCUGGGCCAGUUCCAGGUUCGGAUGGUUCGGGAUCCCAGCUGAGGAGGUUUCCAGACCCGUGCUGAACUACUGCGGCGCCGGACUCUGCCUACUCAGCGGUCUGAUCUUUUUCUUCGUCAAGACGGACGUGGAGCUUCACCCGGAGGAGGAAGCGGUCCCGCUGCUCAUCGACAGGAGGACCAACUCCGGCAGCUAUGGACCCACCUCAUCCGAGUUCUGGAUCGACGUCAUCGGGCCGAGGACCAGACGCUUCCUGGGCUGCUUCCUCGCCGUGCUGUCCGGUCUGCUCUAUGGAUCUUCCUUUGCACCAAUCCUCUACAUCAAGACCCAUUCCACGUGUCACGACAGCAUGUUCCACGGCGCCAGCCUUUACGACCUGGAUUACAUGUACGCGCAGUGUUCCGGUAUUUUCCUCGCCAGCACGGUUUACUUCGCCAUCUACUGCGCAGCCAUGAACAACCGGCCCAGAAUUUACUGCAGAGCCAUUCUGCCUGGAAUGUUGACUGGACUGAUGUGGGCUUUAGCGACCUACUGCUGGUUCCUGGCCAACAUCUACCUGAGCCCCGUCAUCACCUUCCCCAUCGUCACUGCUGGUUACGGUCUGGUGGCUGCUCUCUGGGGGUCCCUGGUGUUCAGAGAAAUUAAGGGUUUCCUCAACUGCAUGAUCUUCACAGUGGCGUCCUGUGUGGUUGUGUGUGGCUCUCUGUUGACAGCCGUGUCCAAGUUAUGAAGAGAUUCACGUGAAGACCAGAGUGUCUGCAUCAUUUAAAAUGGUUUCCUGGUGUGUAUUGUGGUUUUUUACCAGAGCUGCACAACACUGCAAUACAUUAUAAUGUCACAGUUGAAAAGCACCGAAAACUCACGUUACCCUGCACUGAAGAGCUUAAAAAAUGUUCAAUUGUGUAUCAAGACUUUA